Messenger RNA from Daphnia pulex (common water flea), 865 nucleotides. Its product is annotated as tetraspanin-9-like. The transcript has a single exon. Bases 80 to 811 code for a protein of 243 amino acids. Lineage: Eukaryota; Metazoa; Arthropoda; Branchiopoda; Diplostraca; Daphniidae. The record is from RefSeq and is a predicted model, not a curated record. Gene Ontology annotation, cellular component: membrane.
CAUCAUCUCCAAGUGAAUACCAGUGACAACCACUCCACCAACUCCACCAAUCAAUGACAAAAAAGUGCUGAGCGUAAUAAUGAAGUGGAAGGUGUUGCCAAUUCUUUUCGCCUUGGUUUAUGCGGUGACAAUCCUCCUUACUUUAUCGCUAGUCUUUUCCGUAGAGACUUUAAACAGUUCGACACCGUUCGUCAAAGACAUUUUGUUUUUCACGUUUCCUUUAAUCGGUGGAUCGCUGUCAUCCUACGCCUUUUACUCUUCGCUUCUCUUCACGUUAGCCCCUACCAGUGUGAUAGGAUGUCUUAUUGCCUGCAUGAAAUCACCCCCUCGGACCUUGGUCAAUGCAUUUUACACUUUCCAGUUAGUCAUCGGGAUCGUCUUGUUAUUUAUGCAAGAUCAAUCUGAUAAGAGAUUCGACCUGGAAGUGGAGCUAAUCGAAUCCAUAAUGCAGUACGAUCGCACUAAUAAUUUACAAGAUGCGAAAAAAUGGGAUGUGACGCACCGCAAGUUGAAAUGUUGCGGUUACGAUGAUUACCAAGACUGGUUCGUCACACCGAACGAAAUGAGGACCGAUGUUCCAGAUUCCUGCUGUUUAUUACCGAUCAAACGGUGUGGUGUGGACGCGUCUAGGAAAGGCCGCAUCGAGGAGAAGAUACACACGCGCGGAUGUUAUCCACUCAUAUGCGACCGACUGAGAAAUAUAAGAUUCAUUUACCUGAGCGUUGUGUUUCUUAUUCUUGCCAUUCCCUCGGUUGUGUUUGCUCGCAGAAUCCGGUCGUGGGUGCUAGCAAUUAGACGACAACGUGAUUGAAUGUGAAUUUAAAAAAAAAAUGCAAAUGUCUUUAAUAAAAUUAUGUUUGACCGU